AUGGAUAAACGCGCCACGCCAAGGACCACCACGGACCUCGACGCCUCGAGAAAGAGGAGAGAGGAACAGCAGCAGAGGGCCUGGACACCGGCUGAGACCAGGGAGAGGGGCGCUGAGGGCUGUACGACCAAGUCUGACGAGCUGCUCCUGGCCGCUACCGGCCUUCCCGAGGAGACGGCCAACAAAAGGGGCUGCAAAUCGGCCGCGCAAGUGUGGAUGUCUUUAUUGUCCCUGUGCGAUCGGAUGUGCGGCUCCGCCGCGUGGCUCGUCCUCUUCACAUGCCUCCACGGGGAAGGCCGGGGGGAAGUGACAGACAUCAGUGCAAGUCCUGGAAGGCAAGCACCUGCCAACCAGUUGCGCCCCAAGGAACCACCCCCCAUGGUCAUUCAGGGAGACUUCAGAAAGGUGAGUGGAAUCAGCACAGAGAUCUUCAAACAGAUCGAGACCGUCGAGAACGAUCAUGACGCCUCGACAGCAGCGGCCCUCGAAGCUGUCGAGCGAAGGGGUGAGAUGGUCGUUCGGGUCAUCGAGCCACGACAGAUGGGCAGGCAGGCGUCCGAGGCGGCGAAGAAGUUCAUUGCGAUGCAGGAUCCGAAGCACCCGAUCCACUUUGUCGAGAUAAUCAAAAGGCCAGGCCAGACGUUGGGCCUGUACAUACGGGAGGGGAAUGGCGUCGACAGAAACGACGGUGUCUUUAUCUCGAGGAUAGCCCUGGAGACCGCGGUCUACAAUAGCGGUUGCCUGAAGGUCGGGGAUGAGAUCCUGGCGGUGAAUCUGGUCGACGUGACGCACAUGAGCCUGGACGACGUCGUGAUCAUCAUGUCGAUACCCAGGAGACUCGUUUUGGCGACGAGGCACGGCCAACACCAGCCGGUCUCGCACAGUCGCCAGACCGAGCACAAGGCGCCUCCUGUUGUGGUGAUCAAGAGGGAGCUAAAUGAAGAUGAGAGCGACCAUGCAACUAGCAACCACGUCAGAGAUGGCAAUCGUAGACGUGGCGACGGUCGUGAAAUGCUGCCCUCUCGGUCGAGGUUGGGACUGUCGGGUCUAGGCUCGAGUCAGGACCUGGGAUCCAGCAACGGUGAUUUGUACUACAACUCCAGACCCGAGGGACACUGGUCGUAUCAGCCACCCCCGCCACCUGUCAUCACCCAUCAACCGAAACCUUCCGCCACGCAACACUUCCAGCCAUACGAGCGUGGAUACCCGAAAACAUUGGAGAGCUUAGCCGAAAAAGUACACUCGUUCUACACGGGGCCAGUAAUGCCCUCGAAUGGCGGUCGCCGGAUGUCCACGGGCACAGGGAUGCAAUCGGUCGGCAGCAGAUUGUCCAGUCAGACACAGUCGUCGCACUAUGGUUACGGCCAACACACCGGAAGCGGCAGAAUCAUGCCCAGAAGCGGGUCGGAUCAGCAUUUACCUCGCGUUGACUAUACGAGUAUCACCACACCAGCUCGACACACUCUUCUUCGAUCCAGCUUGAAGUCAGGAACAUCUGCGUUGAGGUACAACACCAGAUACGGCAGUCAGGGUGACAGCACUACAGCUACUCAGAGGCAAGGUCAAUUUGGCACGUUGACCAGGAGGCAUCGGCCGUCGUUGGAUUACGCUUCAGACACGGAGGCGACCUGUUCGAGUUCACCCAAAUCGGCGUACUAUUACUACAGGCACAACAUGAACAACCCGCCUCAGAGCAGCGCCGUCUCGCAUCUUGCCACCCUGUCGAGGUCGCAGAUUGGUCAGAGUUCCUCAGGCUUGAGAUCGAAUUCGUUGCCUCGUAGUGGCAGAACGUUGCCCCAGCAACCAGGUCUCAGGUCUGGACUUAGCACGGUAGCAUCUGGGCUAAUAGAUCAGGAAGAUAGUGACGGGGCACUGUCAGCGCCCGAACUACCUUCCAUCAGACGCGAUAGAGGGAGGAUACCAUCGUCACCCAGUGUGUUCACGUCGGACGAGUACCGAGCGUGGCUGAGCCGAACGCCCAGCACCAGCGCGUUGUACGAGCAGAUUAGAGGCAGCACGGCCAGACCACCGCGUUACACUUACAGCGCAGAGAACAUUCACGCAGCUGCGAAUCAAGGCGAAUACGGAAGCUACGGUGCGUACAGGCCGCUGUCCAGCACGUUGGAUCGUUUAUCAACGAGAUCAGCUUCCGCGCAGCAAGUGAAUCUUGCCAAUCUGAGGGCAUCGACAGCGGUCAGCUCGACGUGCCAUCGUGGAACAGCGAACCCAAGACCGGCCUCGGUUGCGUCCAACGCUCGUACGUCCUUGACGAGCCAGAAGCCAUCGUUGAGCAGCUCCGCCGCCACCCAGAGAGCGACGUCGGUGAGAAGGAUCAGAAACCUGCUGGACCUGGAGUCCACGCGAAGCAUACCUACCCCCACGCCUACCCGAACUCAGGAUCAAAGACUGCUAGACAUUAAUCCUGCAGAGUUCCUUAAGUAUAAGAUAGAGAAACCUCCGACUGUGGGAACUCCGAGUUCGACCAGCUCUCUCUUGAGCUCGCUCGGGGAAACCAGCAGUGGUGACCUGGCGGGUGGGGUCAGCGGACUGCUUUGGGUCCAUCUUCUGGCAGGUCGUGGCCUUCGUUCAACGACGUCCUCCUCGGCGGCCACUACGCCCUCCACGCCAUCAGGUCAGCCUAAUUUAGCUAGCUGCGGCUUGAGAGACCUUUACUGCGUGCUGGAGUGCGACAGGGUGCACAAGGCGAGGACGGUGAUGCGAACCGGCGACCUGAUGUUCGACUGGGACGAGACCUUCGAGCUGGAUCUCGUUGGCAACCGGCAGUUAGACUUGCUGGUCUACUCCUGGGAUCCACAGUACAGGCACAAGCUCUGUUACAAAGGGUCUGUGCACCUGGCGACGCUUUUGAAGGAGUCGCCGGUUCAUCAGCUAGCUGUCAAAGUAGAGCCACGUGGCACGAUCUACUUGAGAUUGAGAUACACCGAUGCUCAGCAGACGUUCCGAAGGAGAGGACUUCCAGUCAUAUCUCUGGCUACCAGAGUGGCACCUCUCUUCGGAGUUGAUCUCGACACAGUGGUGAGCCGAGAGAGCAAGACUGGUGGAGUUCCUGGAGGUGUUUCUACCGCACUAGCCAUGGGCGUUCCAAAUGUGCCCAUAAUUGUGUGGCGUUGCGUCGAAGAGGUUGAGAGAAGAGGUCUCGACAUUAUUGGUCUGUACAGGCUCUGUGGAUCAGCUACGAAAAAGAGGAUACUUAGGGAGGCUUUUGAGAGGAACGCUCGUUCAGUGAAUCUGUCCCCUGACAAUGUACCAGAUAUUAACGUCAUUACUGGUGUGCUGAAGGAUUACCUGCGAGAACUUCCAGAACCACUCUUCACGAAGUGCCUCUACCAAAUGAUGGUCGACGCACUGGCCGUUUGUCUGCCGGAUGAUCCGCAAGGCAACGCGAAACUCAUGUUUAGUAUACUUGACUGUUUACCAAAAGUGAACAGGUGUACGUUGAUCUAUUUGCUGGACCAUCUGGCGAUGGUGGUUUCACAGUGUAACAAGAUGUCGCCAGCAAGUUUGGCAGUAUGUUUCGGACCAGUUCUAAUGCUACACUCGGAAGAGAACGGGCCGCCUCUGGAUUUCCAACAACCGAUAGCAGUUCUCAAGUAUCUCCUUGAGAUUUGGCCUGUUAAGUCAGACAGUUCGGAAGAUUUCUUCAGUCGCUUCAACGCUUCCUCGAGUUACGCCAGCAGUCGAGCACAACAACAGUCAUCAAUCGCUGCAGCAGCAUCAGCAGCCGCCGCCGCCGCAGCAGCAGCAGCAAAUUCAGCAACAGGUGCAACAGCAAUUGCAGGGAACAUUGGGACGUACAGGGCUGCCCUGGCAGCCUCCACACUCACUUCAUCAACAGCCCCAAACUACGGCGCCACCCGCAGCCCUCGCGGUCUCCAUUCGUCCUCCACCACCGGUCAAGCCUCGACAGGUCAGUGAUAGUCUCGUCUCCCGGUUCACCUAGCAGCGAGGAGUCGGAAGCCUCGCCGGAACCGAUUAACAAGAGCCUGCUUGGCGGCCUGGGACUCGAAAAGAGCAACGAAGGGGCCACAGCGAACUCGACUGGCCCGGCACAGAUCACGCCGACGAGCAGCGUCGACACCGAGGAGGGAAAUACAACGCAUCCGGAGGAGGGUGAGAAAGGCGUGGAGGGUGAUGCAGAGGCCAGCGAUGACGAUCGACACCAACACGUACCCAAGACGCAUUAG
Heterotrigona itama is the source of this 4205-nucleotide messenger RNA. NCBI's taxonomy places the organism in Eukaryota, Metazoa, Arthropoda, Insecta, Hymenoptera, Apidae. The record is from the annotation of a GenBank genome assembly.